This is a messenger RNA of Mytilus californianus (California mussel), 1623 nucleotides long. RefSeq lists its product as uncharacterized. The transcript is spliced from 5 exons. The coding region runs from base 65 to 1441 and encodes 458 amino acids. The record is from RefSeq and is a predicted model, not a curated record. NCBI's taxonomy places the organism in Eukaryota, Metazoa, Mollusca, Bivalvia, Mytilida, Mytilidae.
GGUUGAUAUAAAUAGAAUAUCAUGGAGGAAAAAACAGUAGUGAAAUUCUAAUUACACAAAGACAAUGACAGAAGAGCAGGAGCAACAAGAAAACUUUUACAGACAUUCAACAGUUAUAGUUGAUGUAACUAAAGAAUCACUUCAACAACUUACUGAAUUUUAUUUGACAAACAAGGGCAUCACAUACGAAGACUUUAUCAAAAAGUACCAGCAUGAGCUCUACCAUCUAUGUUACAACUAUUAUCCGUGCUGUAAUUGCGCAACUGGUACACCUCCACAUUCAAGAGGCAACAGGGUACUUCAUCCUCCACAACUGGCUUUAUUUCUAGAUUCAGCUGGUGCAAAAUUGCCAUGCCACAAUCCAAGUAGUAAAUCGGCGCCAAACUGUUGUUGUCCUGUAAGAGGGAACAUCACUCUACAAGAGCUUGAUGUGACUCUAGCUCGAGUUAUUCUAAUAAAUUUCCUUGUCCCUCCUUCUUCCACGGAAAGAAAAGCAAUUGACGAUCUUGUCAAGAUAAGAAACGAAUCUGCGCAUGCCAAAAAAGGAAAAAUGGCAAAUGAUGAGUUUAUCCAAUCAAUUGAACAAAUAACAAAGUCCUUAUUGAUCAUAGCAAAGAUAUAUGGGAAAGAAACAGAAACAAAACAGAGACUGCGUGAAGUUUGUAGACAACCCUUUAACACUGCAAUUUAUUUGGAAUUACAGAAAAUAUUACUUCAACAAAUAGAGAGGGACGAUGACCUGAAGCAAGUAAAACAGAUGCUUGAAAAACUCACAAAUAUUCCAGGAGAAUCAGUUUCCAUUGACAAUCUGCUUGAUGGUGUCACAGCUGUGCCAGGUUCUUCUCUAGGGAAUGCCACAUUGUCAUCGAUAAUGCCUCGAAACUAUCACGUUGUGUUUGGAAUUGAGGUAGAGAACUUGACGAAAUAUAAAUUAGAAAAUUCUGAGACAUACUUGACAAGUGGAGAAAUUUCAAUACCAGCUUCAGACAUUCUUCCAGGAUAUAAAGAGGCAAUGGUGGCAACGAAGAAACCAUAUUGGCCUGCAUUUGGAAUAUGUGGAAUAGUGUCGUGGCUCAUCAGUGGUUGUGACCGACGUCUGGUUAUUAUGUUCACAUUACCAUGGCCUGCAUUUCUAAACUAUAUAAAAUACACAAAUAAACUCUCUGUCGGCAUAUCCGACGUCGGUAUCACAGAACAUGAUAGAAAAUGGCAUGCAACAAUGAAGAAAUUGAAUAACAGGUACCCCGGACUUAAUUUCAAAACCGAAGAAUAUAUCAAUUCCGCAAGACCAGUGAAAGUCGCAGAUGAUACAUUCCAAAUGAGUGGAAUCAUGGGAACAGGUCAUCAAAUCGAGGCUAAAAUUGUUUUUAAACCAAAUCGUGUGGAAGAUUUGGCACAGAAUUUAAAACAAAUUGUUUUAAUGAGGCAAAGUUUUAGAUGAAAUUUACAUGACACUUUAUGUUAUAUGAUGUAUAAAUUUUUUCCUAGAAUUUUAUUUUUACAUUUCUGAACAUUUUAUUCAAAAGUAUGUUACAAAACAAAUUAGUUUUCUGUAGCAUUUAUUUGCUUGUGAAUUGAAAUGGUACAGUGUAAAAAAAACAGUAAUUGAAAUUGUACAAAUGU